AUGUCUUCAUCAACGGCAUACGGCUGCACCCAGUGCUCCUUCGCCACACCCUCGCUCACAGCUAUCAACACCCACAUCAACACCUCCAACAACGAGAAGAGAUUAUGGCGCUGCCCAGGCUGUGCCUCUUACUUCUGCCUCGCCACGAACCUGAAGGGCCACUUCCCCUUGUGCCAGAAGUUUUACACUUGGCGAACCACAAUGAAGUGGGGCCGUGAUCUUGACAAAAACUCGCGUGUGCAGUCUGCUUGCGACAUCGCGGAAAAGCGAGCCGGAGCUACCGCUGAGUCCACCUUUGGCCCUCAAAAAGCUAGUCAGACAGUCGCAGCACCCACUCCCACUCCCAGCAAGAGGGCUUUACCCAAGAGAGUUCCGCCCAAGAAGACCUACGACAAUGGCCAGCAGCAGAUCAGCAAGCGUCGAAAGGGGGCAGCAGAGGAGGAGCAGCCUGAUGAGGAUCCCGCCCAGUCAACCGAGGCACAAGAGUCGCCUCCCAAGAAGAGAUUAUGCCGCUCACGCGAGACCACAAUGGCCUCACCAUCGGCAAAGAGUCUAGAACGUGAAGCAACCUCCAGUGGCAAUGCAUCUUCUGGAAACUCCGAAGUGGGUCACCAGCAUUCGUGGCAAGAGUCUAUGGACGAUGGGCCUGUCCUCGAAUUCAGCGGCGAGGAAUACGAAGGUUUCGACCUCGGCACCGGCACCAGCACCAGCGAUGGCUUCGGUAAUCCACCUGACAACCCUUUCCACGAUCCGGAGGCUGAAUUUCUCCCUGCACUGACGAUCAACACCUACGACUUUCGUCAUGGUCUCCUUGGUAUCGUCACCGACGAGGACAGGAGGGAGGAAGAGGAUAUCGAGCGUACGAUCAGGGAGAUCAAUGAGCGCUGGCGUGCUUUCAACGAAGGUCUGAGACGUGAUUAG
This is a messenger RNA of Zymoseptoria tritici IPO323, 921 nucleotides long. RefSeq lists its product as uncharacterized. NCBI's taxonomy places the organism in Eukaryota, Fungi, Ascomycota, Dothideomycetes, Mycosphaerellales, Mycosphaerellaceae. The coding region runs from base 1 to 921 and encodes 306 amino acids. The record is from RefSeq and is a predicted model, not a curated record. The transcript has a single exon.